Bombina bombina (fire-bellied toad) is the source of this 2029-nucleotide messenger RNA. RefSeq names its product dihydrouridine synthase 1 like (gene DUS1L). Lineage: Eukaryota; Metazoa; Chordata; Amphibia; Anura; Bombinatoridae. The transcript has 14 exons. Gene Ontology annotation, molecular function: flavin adenine dinucleotide binding; tRNA dihydrouridine synthase activity. Gene Ontology annotation, biological process: tRNA processing. The record is from RefSeq and is a predicted model, not a curated record. The coding region runs from base 62 to 1522 and encodes 486 amino acids.
GCCAUUGGGACCGGAAGUGCCUGUCAGUCCCUGCAGUAAGCACUGAGUUGGUAGGCUCGGUAUGAAGCUGCCGCCUGAGGAAAUGUGUGACCGCGGGAGCCAGAGCUCAGUGCCCAAGCUGCAGGGGAUGGACUUCUGGAAGCAGAGUCUCCGGGGAGCUCGAUAUGUGCUGGCUCCUAUGGUGGAUCAAAGUGAGCUGGCCUGGCGACUCUUCAGCCGUCGGCAUGGGGCCCAGCUUUGUUACACUCCAAUGCUACAUGCCCAGGUGUUUGUGCGUGAUGCCAACUACCGCAAGGAUAACCUGUACUGUGAGCUGUGCGCUGAAGAUCGGCCUUUGAUUGUUCAGUUUUGUGCAAAUGACCCUGAGGUGUUUGUUCAAGCAGCGUCGCUGGCUCAGGAUUACUGUGAUGCAAUUGAUUUAAAUUUGGGUUGCCCACAAAUGAUUGCAAAAAGAGGUCAUUAUGGAGCUUUCUUACAGGAUGAAUGGGAUCUACUGGAAAGGAUGGUUCAGCUGGCACACGAGAAACUGUCUGUCCCCAUUACAUGCAAAAUCCGAGUUUUUCCUGAAAUUGAUAAAACUGUGAAGUAUGCAAAGAUGUUGGAGAAAGCCGGUUGUCAGUUGCUCACAGUCCAUGGCCGUACAAAAGAGCAAAAAGGUCCUCUAACUGCUGUAGCUUCCUGGGAGCAUAUCAAAGCCGUUAGGAAUGCUGUUAAUAUCCCUGUUUUUGCAAAUGGAAAUAUCCAGUGCCUUGAUGAUGUGGAAAGGUGCAUUAAGGAGACAGGAGUGCAUGGAGUGAUGAGUGCAGAGGGAAUGCUCCAUAAUCCUGCCUUGUUUGAAGGGAGGUCCCCAGUGGUUUGGGAGAUGGCGGAUGAAUAUCUGGAGAUCGUACAGCAGUUCUCUUGUUCCCUGUCCUUUGUUCGUGCCCAUCUAUUUAAGCUUUGGCAUCACAGUCUCCAGAUUUAUCAAGACCUACGUGAGGAUCUGGCAAAAGUAAAAACUCUGGAAGGAGUCAUUGCGGUUAACCAAGAAUUGAAGCGUAGGUGUCAGGAAGAACAGCCCAAUCAGAACAAAGGUGAAGAGGCCAAAGGAGCAUUGCCUUUCCCCCAUUGGAUCUGCCAACCUUAUGUUCGCCCACCGCCAAAGGAUGUUAUGAAUGAGGAGAACAAUGUGCGAGGGAAGCGAGUGCUGGAUGAGGAGGAAGAAGGGAACACAGAGCUAUCAAAGAACAAACUGAAAAAGAAACUGCGCAACCCAAAUAAAAGCUUUGACCCAUCUGUAAAACCUAAAUAUGCAAAAUGUGACCAGUGUGGAAAUCCCAAGGGGAUUAAGUGUGUGUUCCAUCUGUGUCGAAGCUGUUGCAAGAAAAAGGCAUUCCGGGAGUUGGCUGACUGUGCAGGUCAUGGGCUUCUUUUUAAAACCAAAUAUGAGAAAUCUCUUCAGUAUAAAGGAGUCCUUAACACGGAGACCCCAGAGACAGAAUCACAGCUUCUUCCUCCUCCACCACCAGAGCUCAAAGCUUGACAGCUCCGGAAAGAGAUGACUUUUUGUUAUUCCAUAGGCUGCUCUUGCUGAAUACUCAGGGAAAUGGUCUCCAGGACUAUAACAAAGCACGAUACAAAACUUUGCACCUAUGAACUGACAGAUGUUUUCUGAUUUUAAGAGUGAUGGUUAAAGUUGUCUUCUCAUUUUAUUGUGCUCACAAAGAACUACUGGAUUCUGACCGGUUUAACACUUGCCCAUCAAGCAGCACUAAGUAUAAACUGAUCUGAGAGAUGUGUAUGGGUUUUAUGGGCUUAAAGGGCCUGUUACCAAUAAAGAUGUCUGCUUUUUCUGGCAUUGCACUGGGGAUGCUGGAGGUGAUGAUUUUAUUGUGCAUGUUAACUUUUAAAGCUUCAUGUUCCAGUCUAGUUGGUAUAUUGCACAAUGUGAUUACAGAUAUUGACGCUGCCUUACACUGUUUUAUUAGGGGUUUGCUUUUAAAUGAGGGCAUUCAGCUAUGUUUUAAUAAAAAAUAAAAAGUGACAGAAA